Pseudomassariella vexata is the source of this 2117-nucleotide messenger RNA. Its product is annotated as major facilitator superfamily transporter. Lineage: Eukaryota; Fungi; Ascomycota; Sordariomycetes; Amphisphaeriales; Pseudomassariaceae. The transcript is spliced from 3 exons. The record is from RefSeq and is a predicted model, not a curated record. Bases 1 to 1869 code for a protein of 622 amino acids. Gene Ontology annotation, biological process: transmembrane transport. Gene Ontology annotation, molecular function: transmembrane transporter activity.
AUGGCUACCACGAAGAGUCCCCCGUCCUCGGUGGACCAACCAAACCUGAAGCAUGCAGACGAGGCGCAGCGGCCCGGGAAGGAGGAAUGGAAGCCAACAACGCAUGUGAAACUCAUCAUCUACACGCUGGCAGUCACAUCUCUCAUCGUCUCUCUCGACGCAAGCGUCAUCACGACAUCCCUGAGCGCCAUCAUACAAGACCUCGAUGGAGAUUCUACUCAAGCAUUCUGGAUCGGUACAUCGUAUCUCCUUGUCAACGCCGUGACGAUGCCCUUCAUCUGCUCCGUCAGCGACAUUUUCGGCCGCCCCAUCUGCUUCGAAUUCGCCCUGGUCAUGUUCUUCAUCGGCACCGUCAUAUGUUGCACCGCCAACGACGUGGCCCAGAUGCUAGCCGGCCGUUGCGUCCAGGGAGUAGGGGGGGCCGGUAUUCACGCUUUGGGGCUGGUCAUCAUGACCGAUAUUGUGCCUUUGCGAUUUCGACCCAAGUGGUACGGCGUAACUCUGGCUGGAUGGGCUGUCGGACUCUCACUUGGCCCAAUACUGGGCGGUGCCAUCGUCCAGCACACCACGUGGCGCUGGAUCUUUUACAUGAUGUUCCCCAUCACGGCCUAUGGUAUCGUCAUUGUACCCUACCUCCUUACAAUCAAGCCCCGGACAUCGACACUGCGCCAGAAGCUCGCCAGGGUGGACUGGAUCGGAGGGGUUCUGUUCACUAGUAGUGCAACCUCCUUACUGAUAGGCGUUUCUUGGGCCGGUGUUCAGUUUGCCUGGAACAGUGCGCAGACCAUCGUGCCCCUGGUGGCUGGGAUCGUCGGCAUAGCUGCCACGAUCAUGUACGAGAACGAAUUUGCUAGGGAGCCUUUCCUGCGUAGGAGCUUGUUUGGAGAUAUGAGCUCCACCGUCACCUACGUUGGCGGCUGUGCCCAAGGACUGACAUGCUAUGCAUGGCUCUACUAUCUUACCUUUUACUUCAUGUCAGUCCUCGAGUUCACGCCGAUCGAUGCCGGAGUCGCUAUGCUUGCCAGUUGCCUGUCCAUCACCUUGGCAGGCAUCAUCAGCGGCCGUGUCGUGACUCGGUUCAACAACUACCGCUGGGCUAUAUGCAUCGGCUGGCUGCUCGCAAGUCUCGGCGCUGGCCUUACCCUGGAGUGGCAAAACAACAACCACAAGGCCGUGUGGAUUGUUACGCAGCUGAUACUCGGAUUCGGCCAAGGCGCCGUGCUCAAUGCGCAGAACUUCGCCUGCCAGGCUAUGUGUAAGCCUGGCGAAGAAGGUGUUGCUGCAGCCAUGUACGUCUUCGUGCGCCAGUUCGGAUUCGCUCUCGGCGUCAGCAUCGGAGGGACGACAUUCCAGAACGUCAUGGCGCUGAAGCUGGGCCGGCUAGGUCUUCCAGUCGAACUCGCAAAACAGGCCGAGGGCUAUAUCGACACACUGGUUGCUAUGCCUCCGUCCGAGGAGAAGAACAAAAUUGUCGACUCGUACACAUUUGGCUUCAUGGGCUGCUAUGAGGUUUUACUCGGUGUCUCCGUUGUUGCGCUGAUCCUUAGUGUGCUGUUUGUCAAACAAUGCGACAUGAAUAAGGAUUUGGACACGGAGCACAAGCUACACCCCCAUCGUAUGAUAGAUGUGUUUAGAGGUGAACAAGCACUAGAGGGCAAAGGAGUGCGUCCCGAAGAGAGCACGGAGGCGCACCGUGGGGUGGGCGAGGAGCAAAGAGAAGAGCGACAUGUGAGCCGGGAGCAGAGAGGCAUGCGCAGAACCACGACUCAACCUGACCGGGUGUUUGACGGGACAGAGAAGACCACCAACGUGAUUCUCGCUGAGAUCAUGAAGGAUACGAACGCUGGUCAUGACCAUGGUAGGAUAUAGGCGAGUCACGAGCCAAUUUCGGGGUUUCCUGAAGGCGGCCGACCCCCGGAUGGGUUCGAUAACAUAGAUUGGACAAUGAUAAUAGUCUCAACCGGGUUGGGAUGGGAAGCUGGGCCGAUAGGCGCUGAUCAUGACAGGAUCAGUGAUCUGUAGGACAGGUGCGUCACUAGUGUCCAUAUGUAGUUUCCAACGGCCGAGAUUAGGGAGAUGAGGCAAGUAAGAAGAGUUGAACUCGAGUUUGUCAAGAC